Messenger RNA from Aureobasidium uvarum, 1554 nucleotides. NCBI's taxonomy places the organism in Eukaryota, Fungi, Ascomycota, Dothideomycetes, Dothideales, Saccotheciaceae. The record is from the annotation of a GenBank genome assembly.
AUGUCGAUAAACAAAUCGCCAGCAGCGGCCUUGGAGCCGGCUCACACAUUUGCGCCGAACCAAGGUUACGAUUAUGCCAAUAACGACCAAGAACAAGCUGGUGGCGUCUCACUGGACGAAGGCAUUGAGGAUGAACAAGACGACUACUACGAUGACUUGUUCGAGGACAGCGCCGACGAGGUCAAUGACUCUGAGAUUACUUCUUCCAACCCUGCCGACUUUACCAAAUCCUACAACCGCCAAAGACGUCUGAACGACGACCAAGUCUCCUCAACCCAAAAGCCCAAGACCAAUCCUGCCGGCCACAAACCUACCGCAAACACUCGUUCUAGCGUCGACGACCAGGUCCAGAGCUUGGCCCAACAUGCCUCUAAGCUGCGCCUUAACAAUCUCGAGGCUGGCUUUGGCGGCGGCAAGCAAGAAAGAGGAGGCGGCAAGGACAAGAGCGACCGCGCCACCAGCGAACAAGUCUUGGAUCCCAGAACUCGUAUGAUUCUUCUGCAACUCCUGAACAAGAAUGUUGUUUCCGAGAUCAACGGUGUCUUGUCAACCGGAAAGGAAGCCAAUGUCUACCACGCUGCAACAGUCCCCGAGUCCCACGACGACUCGGAAGGUCCUGCUGCCCCUCUACACAGAGCCAUCAAAGUCUACAAGACGAGUAUUCUGGUCUUCAAGGACCGCGACAAGUACGUCACUGGAGACUUCAGAUUCCGUGGCGGGUACAACAAGAGCGACAACCGCGCCAUGGUCAAGGUCUGGGCAGAGAAGGAGUUCAGAAACUUGCGUAUCCUACACGCCGCCGGCAUUCCCUGCCCUGACCCUCUUUACCUCCGUCAACACGUCAUGGUCAUGAGCUUCCUGGGCAACAAGAAGGGAUGGCCUGCACCUCGUCUGAGAGACGUCGACUUCCAAUUAUCCACCGAAGAGGAGAAUGCCGCCAAGUGGAGAGAAAUGUACAUUCAAUUGCUCGGUUACAUGCGCGUCAUGUACCAGACCUGCCGCCUGGUCCAUGGUGAUUUGAGUGAAUACAACCUGAUGUACCACCAAGGUCGCAUCUUCGUUAUUGAUGGCAUCGACUGUCUGCCCGAGAGAGCCAUCUUUGGCUUCAUCACAUCUGAGCAAGGCGGUGUUGAGACUCCUCAGAUGGAGGACCUCAUUGCCAAGAUGUACGAGACCAGAGAACAACAGGGCAAUCAAGAUGACGAGGAAGUCGACAACCAAGUUUUCAGACAACAAUACAUCCCCCAGACUCUCGAGCAAGUUUACGAUGUCGAGCGUGAUGCUGCACGAACCGCCAACGGAAACGAAGAUGCUGAGGAUGACAGCGAUGCCGAGGGCUCAGAAAGCGAACAGUACGAUUCAGAAGACCCUGACCGACCGCGUAGAAAGCGCAACGAGGGCGAAAGACCCAGAGGCAAGCGUUUCGAGGACAAAGAUACCAAGAAGGAGCACAAAAAGGCAGUCAAGGAAGAGAAGCGCGAGAAGAGAAAAGAAAAGAUGCCCAAGCAUCUCAAGAAGAAGCUCAUCAGCGGUUCUUCUCGCGGCAAGCAUUAG